Brassica napus (rape) is the source of this 1893-nucleotide messenger RNA. RefSeq lists its product as uncharacterized. Gene Ontology annotation, biological process: DNA replication; DNA repair; DNA recombination. NCBI's taxonomy places the organism in Eukaryota, Viridiplantae, Streptophyta, Magnoliopsida, Brassicales, Brassicaceae. The record is from RefSeq and is a predicted model, not a curated record. The transcript is spliced from 9 exons. Gene Ontology annotation, cellular component: nucleus. Gene Ontology annotation, molecular function: DNA binding. The coding region runs from base 25 to 1383 and encodes 452 amino acids.
CUUUCAAAUGUGCUUGCUGUUGGAAUGUGGAGAAACAUUGAAAAUUUCUCCAUCAAUAACCCCGUUGUUUCCUACAGGCCUACAAAUCAUCAAUACAAAAUGAAUUUCAUUUAUGGCACUGAUAUCACUCCAUCAACAAUCCAAAACGACAGCAUGUUCCUGAGUUUGGUGGAUUUUCAAACUAUUCAGAGUGGAGUGGAAGAUCCAAACAUCUUAAUUGAUGUUAUUGGACAAGUGUCUGAUUUGGGAGCUCUUGAGACAGUUCAGUGCUCGGGUAAACCAAGAAAGAAAAUCGAAUUCAGUUUGACAGACCUUGUUGGCCGUAGGAUGACUUGCUGUCUGUGGGGAAAGUUUGCUGAAAGCAUUAAAGCUAACUGUGAUGCAGCUGGUGAAGAUUCGGUUAUAUGCCUCUUACGUUUUGUGAAAAUUGGGACUUAUAGAAAUGAGAUUCAAAUUUCAAACUCAUAUGAUGCUUCUCAAGUCUUUUUCAACCCGCCAAUAAUGGAGACUGAGGCAUUUUUGAAAAGGGAUGUUGCAUCCAAUGCACUGACGUUGAUUGAAUCCAACCAAGACAAACUUGAGAGGGAGAUAAGACGCGACCCUUGGAUGCAAUACCCAACUAGAGACAUUGCAGAGCUACGUCAAUCAACUCAGACUGAGCAAUGCAGAGUCAUUGCCACAAUCUAUGCUAUUGACAAGGAUUGGGGAUGGUACUAUUUUGGAUGCAAAACUUGCCAAAAAAAGGUCACCCAGAUAUCGAGAACAGUUAAAAUCGUAAAUGGAAAUGAAACUGUAACUCAUGUGUGGUACUGUGAAAAGUGUGAUGAUAAAGUUACAGAAGUUUUACCAAAGUUCAGGAUUCAUGUAUGGGUUAAAGAUGGUACUGGAGAAGCUUACCUAAUGCUAUUUGACUGGAUUGCAAGCGGAAUUGUUCCUGAAAAUGUUGCUGACUUACUCAACGGUUCAUUUGAUGAGCUAAAAGAUGUUGAGUCUUUUCCUGAGACUAUUACUUCUUUGAUUGGGAAGACUUUCAUGUUUGGAGUUUACAUUGAGAGUAGCAAUGUUAGUAGCAAGGGUGGGAUGUAUAAAGUUGGUAAAGUGUGGAAAGAUCUGAGUAUGCUACUGACUGUUGGUAGCACCACCGAAUCAUUUACUCAGUCUGAUGUUGGAACUACUAAUUUAAGUUGUUCACAGGGUUCGAUUUUACUAACGGACAGUCAAGCAAAUGAAGACACUGUGGUAACCCCAUCAUCAAAACGCAAAGAACAUUCCAAUGAAGGUGAGCCUGACAUAAGUUCUACAACAAAGAAGCACUGCACCAGAGUAUUUGUGAAGAAAGAAAAGACCACUAAAGAGGGGCCAAACACCAAAAAAAGUGGCUAAUGAAGUGUUCAAUGUUGCUUUUUUUUUUUUUUUUGUUGGCUUUACUUUAAAAUAAGUGCUGAUUUGCUCAAUUGUUUCUGUUAUUUCAACUUUUAUUUGCAAUAAAGAUCUCAAAUAUUAUAAUUUCUUUACAUUUUUCUAUUUUAAUUCACAGUAAAAAUAUAAUUAAACUUUGUCAUUCCAAAUUCCGAGAUUUUUAAAUUUAUGAUAUAUAUUAACGACACAUAUAAUACUUUCUGGACAUCUACUCAAAAUGUCAUAUAAUUUAUUUGGUAUUAAAACUUAUAUAAACGAUUUCAUGUUGAUUAUAGAUAUCUUCUUAUAUAUAGGAAACUAAACUUAACGUAUAGUUUUUAAUUAUUCAAUAAUAAACGACAUCAGUAAAACUAAGCCACGUUCAUAAAAAAGCUAACCCUAACACUCAUUACAGAACAACGAUGGUUUCCAAUAUCUAACCCAUGGAAAACUAACUUCUCUAUACACAGUUACCUACACAACCAAACAUGAAGA